This is a messenger RNA of Coniophora puteana RWD-64-598 SS2, 2041 nucleotides long. Its product is annotated as glycoside hydrolase family 13 protein. Bases 152 to 1861 code for a protein of 569 amino acids. The record is from RefSeq and is a predicted model, not a curated record. Gene Ontology annotation, biological process: carbohydrate metabolic process. Lineage: Eukaryota; Fungi; Basidiomycota; Agaricomycetes; Boletales; Coniophoraceae. The transcript is spliced from 17 exons. Gene Ontology annotation, molecular function: starch binding; alpha-amylase activity; cation binding.
GACACACGACCUUGCCAGCUCAUCUGUCCAUCGUGGGCGUGGGGCAACAUUCACUCGAGCUACUUGGGGUCGAGGACUGCGCGGAAUAUAAGAGAACCGUCCCAUCUCAUCUCGUCGCCAUAGCUCACUGCUUUCUAGACAGCAGACGAAGAUGAUUGCUCAAGCGAGCGUUUUCAUCGCCAUCCUAGCAUCUCUUGCUGCCGAGGCAGCACCCUCCGGCAACAAAGAUGUGAUCAUCCAGCUUUUCGAGUGGAACUGGGACAGCAUCGCGUCAGAAUGCACCAACUUCAUCGGCCCGACGGGCUACGGCUUCGUCCAAGUAUCCCCGCCCCAAGAGGCCAUCCAAGGUGACCAGUGGUGGACCGACUACCAGCCCGUCUCCUACAACAUCACCUCCAAACGCGGAAACAGAGACCAGUUCCAGAACAUGGUUUCCACAUGUGCCACCGCUGGCGUGUCCGUCAUCGCCGACACCGUUCUCAACCAUAUGACCGCCGGCGGAGGCACAGGGACCGACGGCAACAGCUACACUCAGUUUGACUACGCUGCUGUUCCUUACACCUCGGACAACUUCCAUUAUUGUGGGACCACCAACAAUGCCAUUGAAGAUUGGAACAAUGAAACGCAGGUCUGGACUUGUGAGCUAGAGAACCUCGCCGAUCUUGCUACGGACACCCAAUAUGUCCAGCAAAUCGAGGCCAACUAUGUCAACGAUCUGCUCUCUCUUGGCGUCAAGGGUCUUCGUCUCGAUGCUGCCAAAGAUAUUGAUCCCGCAAACAUUGCUGCCAUCGCCGGAAUGUUCACUUCAAAGCCGUACAUCACCCAGGAGGUCAUCUGGGGUGACGGUCAGCCUGUGACGCCUCAGCUCUACACUGGCAACGGGGACGUCAUGGAGUUCCGCUACACCUCGGCACUACAAUCUGCUUUCCUUGGCGGAGGCAUCGACUCGCUCCAAGAUCUGGACAACCAAGGCUGGGUUGCUGGAACCAGCGCCAACGUUUUCGUUGCCGAUCACGACACUGAACGCUCUGGAGCCUCUCUGAACUACUCUUCGCCGUCCAAUGCUUACGUCCUUGCCCACAUUUUCUCCUUGGCCCAUCCGUACGGGACACCUACCGUUCUUUCUAGCUUCGAGAUUACCGACUUUGACCAGGGUGCUCCAGAUAAUGGCACUGGCACUUGCACUGCCAGCGGUGGACAAGACGGCUGGCUCUGCCAGCACCGCUGGCCGGCCAUCGCGGGCAUGGUUGGCUUCCGAGCCUCUGCUGGCUCGGCAAACUUGACCGAUUGGUCUUCGCCUUCCUCGAGCCAGAUUGCAUUCGGACGAGGCUCGAACGCUUUUGUCGCCAUCAACAACGAGGACUCUGACUGGUCGACCACGUUCCAGACGUCUCUCGCUGCGGGCAGCUACUGCGAGGUGACGUCCGGACCGCCUUCGUCCAAUGGAUCAUGUGCUGGCGCUGCAUUCACGGUUGGAUCUGACGGGACCUUCACCGGCACCAUUUCGUCGCGGGCGGCUAUCGCUCUUCACACUGGCGCGAUGGGCACCGGUAACUCGACUGGUUCCUCUGAUGCGGAGAUCAACUUCGCAGAGACAGCCACGACGACUUAUGGAGAGAACAUAUUUGUUGUAGGAAGCAUCGCAGAACUCGGGUCGUGGGAUCCCAGUAAUUCCAUCGCGCUUUCGGCGGACGACUACCCAGUCUGGAAGGCAACUGUGAGCGUCCCGGCGGGGACAUCCUUUGAGUACAAGUACAUCCGCAAGGAGACUAACGGAACAAUCGAGUGGGAGUCUGAUCCGAACCGUAGUGACACGGCGCCGUCGAGCGGCUCGCAGACCCUCGAUGAUACCUGGAGGUGAACUCACCAGUGACUUUUAUCGUUUCCGUCUCUUCUUGGGUUUAUGGGUUGUACUUGUAUUCAAAGGGUAGGUUGGUUGUGCGUCAGACAUGAUGUAAGUAUGAUACUGGCGCGGUAUGUGUAGCUACAUAGGGUCAACCUGCUACGGAUUGCCUUUGGAAUGGAAAUAAAGUUUUGAGGA